Molecule: messenger RNA, 8819 nt
Organism: Manis javanica (Malayan pangolin)
Lineage: Eukaryota; Metazoa; Chordata; Mammalia; Pholidota; Manidae
Gene: GPR89A
Product: G protein-coupled receptor 89A
Biological process (GO): intracellular pH reduction
Cellular component (GO): Golgi cisterna membrane
Molecular function (GO): voltage-gated monoatomic anion channel activity
Source: RefSeq, a predicted model, not a curated record
GGCCCCAGAGCGAACACUUCCUGAGUGAGAGGGCCUGUGACCAGGACGUUCUGUGGCCUCGGGGAGUGAUUAAGGGGAGGCACGAGCACCCCCUAUUCUUCGCCAUGAGUUUCCUUAUCGACUCCGGCAUUAUGAUUACCUCCCAGAGACCACAGGACACAGGACAACAUCCAGACCACAUCCACACCUGCAAGAACCCAGCGCCUUGUGAAGGGGAUACUUUUCUUUGGAUUUGGAUGGCUUUUCUUUAUGCGCCAACUGUUUAAGGACUAUGAGGUGCGUCAGUAUGUGGUACAGGUGAUCUUCUCUGUGACUUUUGCAUUUUCUUGCACAAUGUUUGAGCUCAUCAUCUUUGAAAUAUUAAAAGUAUUGAAUAGCAGCUCCCGUUAUUUUCACUGGAAAAUGAACCUGUGUGUAAUUCUUCUGAUUUUGGUUUUCAUGGUGCCUUUCUAUAUUGGCUACUUUAUUGUAAGCAACAUCCGACUAUUGCAUAAACAGCGACUACUUUUUUCCUGUCUCUUAUGGUUGACCUUUAUGUACUUCUUCUGGAAAUUAGGAGAUCCAUUUCCCAUUCUCAGCCCAAAACAUGGGAUCUUGUCUAUAGAGCAGCUCAUCAGCCGAGUUGGUGUGAUCGGAGUGACUCUCGUGGCUCUUCUUUCUGGAUUUGGUGCUGUCAACUGCCCGUACACUUACAUGUCCUAUUUCCUCAGAAAUGUGACUGACACAGAUAUUCUCUCCUUGGAACGACGACUGCUCCAAACCAUGGAUAUGAUCAUAAGCAAAAAGAAAAGGAUGGCAAUGACACGGAGAACAAUGUUCCAGAAGGGGGAGGUACAUAACAAACCAUCAGGAUUCUGGGGAAUGAUAAAGAGUGUUACCGCUUCAGCACCAGGAAGUGAAAAUCUUACUCUUAUUCAACAGGAAGUGGAUGCUUUGGAAGAAUUAAGCAGGCAGCUUUUUCUGGAAACAGCUGAUCUGUAUGCUACCAAGGAGAGAAUAGAAUACUCCAAAACUUUCAAGGGGAAAUAUUUUAAUUUUCUGGGUUACUUUUUCUCUAUUUACUGUGUUUGGAAAAUUUUCAUGGCAACCAUUAAUAUCGUUUUUGACCGAGUUGGGAAAACUGAUCCUGUCACAAGAGGCAUUGAGAUCACUGUGAAUUAUCUGGGGAUCCAAUUUGAUGUGAAGUUCUGGUCCCAACACAUUUCCUUCAUUCUGGUUGGAAUAAUCAUUGUCACAUCCAUCAGAGGAUUGCUGAUCACUCUUACCAAGUUCUUUUAUGCCAUCUCCAGUAGUAAGUCCUCCAAUGUCAUUGUCCUGCUAUUAGCACAGAUAAUGGGCAUGUACUUUGUCUCCUCUGUGCUGCUGAUCCGAAUGAGCAUGCCUCUAGAAUACCGCACCAUCAUCACCGAAGUCCUUGGAGAGCUGCAGUUCAACUUCUAUCACCGCUGGUUUGAUGUGAUCUUCCUGGUCAGUGCUCUCUCCAGCAUAUUGUUCCUCUAUUUGGCUCACAAACAGGCACCAGAGAAGCAUAUGGCACCUUGAACUCAUGUCUACUGCAGACUGCUAUAGGCCAGUGGUGUCCGAAUUUGGAUAUAAGAGAGAAAAAUAAUGGAGGAGACAAGGGCCUAGUGUUUUUUAAACAAACAAAUGUGGUGGUAGCAUAUUCUACCUCUAGCUUAUGCCUUCCUACUCGGAUAAUACUGUGACCGCGAGUACUGUCGGUUAGAACGUGAGAGAGUGAAGUGACGCAAGCCUAGUACUCUGCUGAGAGCAUCCUGAGUGAAUCUGAGGUCAGUGCAAUAUUUGGGGAUGGAGGGAAGACCUUAGAAACUAGGAGGAAAAAUACACUGGAACUCUUGGAUAAGAGAAGUCUAAGGUAGCUGAGCCAAACACAUAGGAUUUCUGUUUAAUUCAAGAUUCACAUGGAGGGUGUAUGGCUUCCCUUUGAGACUGUCAGUCAUUAAAAUCAGAGAUUGUAACUCUUCGGCCUUAGCUUCAUUUUAUCAAGGAUAGCUUGUUAUGUUGAGAGAUCUAACAGGAGUUGCCAUCCCACCCCUGCUCCAUUAAAAUAACCAAGAGGUUGUCUUUUAUUUUCUGGUUAAGGAAUGUUAUGCAACUGAAAUAGGUUCUACCAAGAAAGACUUAAAUUAUGUCAUUUUUCUUGAUUUCCUUUUAAGCAUGAAUUAUUCUACAUUCAAUUGUAUAUAAUGUCUCAUUUUUUCUUACCAUCUGCCUCUCAUGCUGUGGGGUAAAACUAUGAAUAACUUAACUGAAAUAAGUCACUUCCCUAUCCUAGUACUCAAUUUCUUCAUCUAUUAAAGGACGAUGUUAGAAAAUUUGUAGAACCUUCAGAAAUGCAAUUUAAGAAAAUUCUGAAUUUUAUUACCAGGAAGUCUCUCUUUAUUACUAAGAUCUUACUCUGAAUUUUAUUGUGUUUUAGGUUUCUAGAGGCAAAAUGAAGGUUAAAGCAUAAAAAGCUUACCAAACAAGACCGCUAUUAAGGUUGUGUUAGCUAACAGGGAAGGUUUAAGCAUACUCAAAAUGCAUUUUAAUGACAUUUAUUUUAGCGACCACAACAUUCUUAAAAACAUAAUUUUAAUAGGCUUAUCAUCUCAGAUACUUUAAUUAGCAGCUUUCCAAUAUACAGAUUUAUGAGUCAUCUUUGGUAAGAGGUAUCAUCACACAGAGAAAUGUAGUUAAGUUGAAGCUUAAAAGAGGCCAAAUAAAAAGAAUCUGGCCUCUGCCUUAACUCUUCAUAAACUGACCUUAAAUAAGCCUUCUGUUACAAUAGCCACCCCAAGACAAAUGACAAAAGAAUAUAAUCACACCUGAUGAACUAGUUUCCAGAGGAGUUCUUUAGCAGAGACAGAAAAUGGGUGGCAGCUCAUUCCUUAGGAAAGGAUUCCUGUUAAAUACCCAGAAACAGCUCUCAGCCAAAGCCAUUAUUUAUUCUCGUCACAUCUCUGUAUCUUCAGAAUUGGAAGAAGAAUGAGACGCUGUACUGUGGGCCUGUGCAAAAGAAAACAAUCUGUAAGUGGUAGAGUGUGAGCAUCAUGAGUUAGAUGGUCUAUUCCAGAGCUGAAUUACCUAAGUCAGGGACUGGAGGCACUCACUAGAAGCCAGGUGACCUGAAUUCUUCACUUGGUUUUGUUCCUAGUUUGGUAUUUGACACUAAUAAAUCUCCUAAUUCCUAUAUAUAUUUCUUUUCUAUAAAGCUAGCAUAGUACUAUAAUUGAUUUCCUUAGAGAUAUUACAGAACUUUUAAAACACAACUAGAAUACUUUCCUUAUUAAGUAGUCCAGAAUACUGAGUCAGUAGCUAUUGUGUAUGUUAUGGUCUAAAUAUUUAGGUGAUUUCCCAAAAUUCAUAUGUUGAAAUCCUGAUCCUAAAAUUAGGUGAUGGUAUUAGGAGGUGCUUAGGUCAUGAAGUCAGAGCUGUCAUUUUGGGGAUUAGUGCCCUUAUAAAAAGAGGCCCCCCACGGCCCCCUUAGCUCCUUCCACCAUGUGAGGACCUAGCAAGAAGCCAGCAGUCUGCAGCCCAGAAGAGGGCCUUCACCAUAUGCCAGAUCUGUUGGUGCCGUAAUCUUGGAUUUCCCAGCCUCCAGAACUGUGAGAGUAAAUGUUUGUUGUUUUAAGCCACCCAGCCUAUAUGGUAUUUUGUUAUAGCAGCCCAAAUGAACUAGGACAGUAUGUAUUAAAAAUUAGUGUUUGUUUUUUAUAUUACCAAUCAGCAGAUGUAGUGGAAAGAAAAGUAAUAUAAAACAAAAGUUAGUCUUGGCUUUGCCAUAUGCUUCCUUUAUGAACUUUGAUAGGUCACUUCCCUUUUGGACCUCAAGUUCAUCUAUGAAAAGAAAUUGGAAAAAAGCAUAAAACUGAGACUUACUAAGGAAUUUGUCUAAUCCACAUACAUAUAAAAUAAUGCUUACUCCUCUCCAGGAAUACAAUUUCAAUACCUGCCAUUUAUUUUAAAACAACAUUGUCUCUGACCACCAUCAUUCAUUUUCAUGCUUACCACGAACUAGGCACUGUUCAAAGUACUUUAAUCGUCUUAGUUAAUGUAAGCCUGAUAAUAAUCCUGCAAAUUAUCCUUGUUUUAUUGGUGGGAUACUGAAGGACACAAAGAAUAAGUCCAUUUGCCCAAGGCUGAUAAGUGGAGGAGCGGGAAUUUGUAGAUAGUCUGAUUCACAUUCUUCUUGUGGCUCCCACGGUAAUUUUGAUAAACUUACUUUUCUUUGUUGAUGAUCAACUCUAGACAGUUACUGUCAGCUCCAUACUAUGAAAAAGAAAUUUGUUGUCCGUAUACUACUUCCUCUCCACCACAGUAACUUGAUUUGCUAGUUUUCUUUACAUAGUAAUUUUCUAGUAUUUUAGGAAAUAUGUGGUAAACAUGGACAGGAGGCACACUUAUUAAGGACAUAACCAUACUCUGGUAAGUUAGAUCACUAAAAGAAAUGCAUCACCACUCACUCGUUCUUUUGCCAUGUGUGAGUCGUGCUCUGAUUCCCCCAGCAUUCCUUCUUUGGAUUCAGCAGAGGCAGCCAGUGGAUCAGCCAUAGAGGACACAAUAGGGAUUUUCUUAGCCUGGAAAUAAUUAUAGGCAUUCUUUCCACAGACUAAGAGUGUGACAUUCUUCCCACUGCUCUGGAUUCUGUCCACCACCUUGUCAUAGGGUUCAUCCAGCACAUUCACGCCAUUCACCUCGAUGAUGAUAUCCUCAUCCUCCAGUCCAGCCAGGUCAGCCGGGCCACCCUUCUGUACCUGUCAGUAAGGGAUCUGAGUUACCACCUCCAAACAGGUGUAAGGCGGGUGUUAGACUAGCUUCCCUUCAGAUGAGGAGUUUGACAAUUUAUUCUUAACUGUGUUGUUAUUUCUCCUUGAGAUACAGAAGAAAGGUUCUCUAAUGCAUUUCUGCUUUUAAAAACUACAACUUCCAUACUCAAUUGAGUAGAAUUACAGUGGUUGGACAUUACAUGGUAUAUCUUCUGGAUUGAAGGCAUUAGAUUUCAUAGGUCCGCCUUCUUCAUUCCCAACUUGAGAGCUGUAGGGAUAGUCUUCUCACUGUCAAUCCCUACAGGGUAGGGACAUUAUGCCAAAUGCACAGAAGCAAACAAGUCACUCCCAGAGUUGAUAGUGACUGCCAACUAUAGUCCUAUCAACACAUUCUGUUUGAUUUGAAAGUAUCUAAAGAGAAUUAGGUGGAACAGAAGUUCAAGAAACAAAAAAUGUGAGCUUAGCAUGUCUUAAUAGUUAUCUUAAAAGGUACAGGACCGUGACAGCAUUUACUUGAACUCAAGGGAAGACCCCUCAGUGUAGGCCUUCAAUCCAACCUUUUUACUAAGCCAACAAUGAGUGGGAGAAACUGAGUCUCUUCUACUGUGGCUGUGUUCAUUGGGCUGCCGGAACCAGAUUACCAUACCUCUUUGAUGAAUGGGCCUGGCUGACCCCGAAUCGCAUUUAGGUGAAAACCAUAGCCAUUUUCACCUUUAACCAGCCUGCAGAGUUUAGGCUUCUCUCCUUCUUCCUCUGUAGCAUCUGGACUUGAGACCUCCAGAGGGGCCGGAGUAGGAGCCAGAGCCUCCUUGAUAGAACCAUUAGGUAGCUCUUGACUUUGGUAGUAGAAAAAUGGAGAAAAUUGAGCCUUUUGAAAAUAAAGGUGAAAAAAACAGUUGUAACUAUGAGUAGUCUUUAUGAAAUGUGUUGAUUUAAUUUACAAGGUGUCAUAUAUAUUCCACUCCUCUUCCAGAUACAUCUGACUGUGGGCUGUAAAAUUUCUCUGCUACCCCAACCAGAAAGAGUACAAAGGAAGAGUCAGGUCAAUCAUGGAAUAAUGCAUAUAAACGUGUAAGCAAAUGCACAUAUGCAUAAAAUAAAAGUUGUAUGAAAUGUACAAAGAUCCAAAAACAGGUCUAACAAAAUUGCUAAUUUCUUCUGACUAGUGAGCAAGUCACUGAAUGACCAUGGGCAUUCUCCCUGUUGGCAGGUUACACACUGAGUGACUUGUCCGGGAUCUCAUGCAAAGUAGGUUCAUCUGGCCUUCCCUCUUCAGUAAGAUGGUCUUCAGAGCUCCUUAAACACAUUAGAGUAAGUGAAACAAAAGACACUAUUUUCAUUGCUCUUUGAAGUACAUAUACACAGUAAUUGUGGGGAGAUGGUAGAGGGUGGCAGCAGUCAUAUGGUAACAAAAGUUUGCCUUGCUACUUACUUCUCCUGCUCCCCAUCUGGUCCUGUGAUCUGUUGUACUCAAUUUAUUUUACUAUUUAUUGUUGUAACCAGUAAUUGACAUUUGUGUUAUGCCAAACUUUUCACCAUCUUUAAAUACUUCUAACCCAUCUCAACUCCCAUACCAUCCAUGUGAAGACAGGGAUGGUCUUGAAUACAGAAGCAGCACAAAACAGGAAACAUGAUUAAUUUUUUUUAUAGAAUGAAGUGUUCAGCUGAUUGUGGGGUUUGGUUGAGAGAAUUGAAAGGAUAGAUUUGGGUAUGGUGAGAUCUUGCAUCUGUUGUUAAGUUGCUUCCCACAAGUGUUCAGGACAUUUGUUAGGCAGUGAGUAGAAAAUCAAGUAAUUGAAAGUGAGUACAAUGUGUGAUCUACCCUGAAUCAUACUGUUCAGCAGCCUGGCUAAAAUUAGAUUUGAGAUCCUCUACUUAGUAUAGUACUUGAAAUUUAUUUCUGUUUAAAUCUGUCUUACUAACCACAAGAGCACAUCUUCCUUUCUAAGCAAGAGUAGCACCAGCACAGAACCUCCUAGUUAACCAAAUCAACUAACUUCAGACCUUUUGAUGAUACACUUGCAAGUGUUCCACAUUUCUUUCUCUCUUUAAAAUGUAGAAAAUUAUCAAAGUGACUUAUUACAUGCAAAAAUACCUCUGAUAUCACUACCCAAACAAGCAAAUCAAAUAUUGUAUCCGGCAGUAACAGCCAAUCUUGAGGCAAAGUAUAGUAACAUUAAACACUUAAUGAGUUUUUAUUCAUUCUUCAAAUAUUUGGGUGUCUAGUAUGUGCCAGGAACUGGUUAGAUGUUUGUUUUAUUCACUGUGUAUCUCAAAGAUCCACCACCUAUUGAGCUUACUUUGGGGGAUGGGAGGGGACAAGGAAGAAGAAGAUGGGGACAGACAUCUUUUUUAUCAAAGUUUUAUAUUAACUAAAACAUUAAAACUUUAGUUAAAUCUUGGGAAAAUUACCCUCCCUGUGCCUAAUCUCUCUCGUGACAGAUUAGGAGGAAUUUUACAUAUUAGCCGUUCAUCUGUCAGUGGACACUGGGUUAAUUUUAUCUUGGGUUAUUGUGACUUCAUUUGUGGCCUAGUAUGUGGUCUAUUCUGGAGAAUAUCCCAUGUGCCCUUGAGAAGAAUGUGUAUCCUGUUGUUGGGUAGAGUGUUCUCUGUAUGUCUGUUAAACCUAGCUGGUUUAUUGUUCAAUUCCUCUAGUUCCUUACUUGCCUUGUUGUUCUAUCUAUUAUUUACAGUAGUAUUCUGAAGUCUCCAACUAUUAUAGGACAAUUUCUCCUUUCAAUUUUGUCAAUUUUUUCUCAUAUUUUUCCAGCUUUAUUAACAUAUAAUUGAUCAUUUGAUACAUUGUGAAAUGAAUACCACAAUCAAGUUAAUUAACAUAACUAUCACCUUACAUAGUUACCAUUUAGCCUUUCAUUCCCCAAAGCCUAUGCUUAAAACUCCCCUGGUUACCUUUCUUGACAAUGGCCUUCUUAAAGUGAGGUUCUCAGAACUGACACAAUGUUGAUUUAACAAAUAUAUGUGCUGGGCAUCAUUCUGAACGCUCUAAACAGCUCAUUCAGCCUAAUGGACGCGCUUCAUGGUAGCCACCUCCACCUUACAACAAAGGGAAGGCACAGGGAGGGUAACUUGCCCAAGGUUACAUUAAGUAAUUUCAAGUAUGGUCUGAUGUCUUCAAAACCACUAAUGUAGCUUUAAAUCACCUUUUUGGGCAGGCGCAGCUACUUAGAGUGUCAUUCAAGUUUCUGGUCUUUCUCUAUAGUCAACAAAUAAGAUCUCACCAUUUGGUAUUCAUACAAUUUACUUUUCAGUUAGUAUAGUACUUGAAAUUUAUUUCUGUUUAAACUUGCUAGCUUUUAUUCUUUCUAUCCUGACUAGAUAUUUUGAAUAUUAAUUAUAGUCUCUAGUAAACUAUCCAUGAGCACAUUAAGUCAUCUGUAUGACUUAAGUAUGUUAAAUAUGUUUUCUGUUUCUAUCCAGAUUUGAUAAUAAACUAGCUUAGAGUAGGAACAAGUAGCAUUCUAUUAGAGAUACUUGUUUCAUUUCACACUGUUCCAAUAUCAAGUAUUAUUUAGGUAUGGUUGUUCAACUAGCUAAAAAAAUCCAUUAAUUUUUCUGUCAUCCAAUUCACUCUUUAAUCUUCUUUACACAAGUAUUUUGAAAUAUCCAAUCAAACUGUGCUGAGAAAGUAUCUGGUAUAAUGAAUUAAAAACUUGAGUUCAAAUACUGGCUUCAGUCUUUACUAAGCUGGGUGACUAGCAAAUCCAUCAGUCUCUGUAAGCUUCAAUUUUUCAGUCUACAAGAAGGAACUAAUACCACCACCACCACCCAUAUCAUUCCUCCCUCUGUAUCAUUUAUGUACCUUUGUAUACUACUUUUAUAUAUCACGUAAAACAAGUUUAUCUUUGUUAUCUUUGUGACCAAUACCUAGCAAGGCAGAUGGUACUUAGAAGGCCCCCAAAUGUCUUUUAAGAUACACUGAAUCUCAGUUCUUCUGAUAAAAUAAAAAUAUUGUAAAAAGCUUAAAUCAUGCAGAUAAUAACUGUUCUGAUUAAGAGUUAUGGGGAAAUAAAGUUAGUUUGACACACUUGA